AUGUCCGCGGAUCUCUUCGCAGAGUUUAGCACAGACUCGAACACCAACCAGACUCAUCAGCCAAGUGCUCCUACUAACCCGCAGGCUGCGUCUACAUUCAACUUUUUCAAUGACUUGAACAGCCAGGCGGCAGCCACGGUUGCUCAAUCACAGCCGUCUGCAUUCACACAAACCUUCGGGCACACCACUUCCUUCUCAGCACAAACCGCAACAGAAGACAAUGCUGACGAUUGGGGUGACUUUGAGGGCGGAUCAAGCUCUGCAAAUCCCGCUCCACCUGCUCAACACGACCCAUUCGCAUUUGCCCCGAUUAUCAAGGCGAAGAAGCCAGCGGAUUCGAGCGUACUUUUCGAUGCUGAAGAAGAUCUCGUCGAUGACGACGACUUUGGCGAUUUCGAAGACUCGCAGUCGAAACCCGUUGCACCAGCGCCAUCAGCACCCCCACCACCACCACCAGGAGGCUCUUCAGCUCUAGUCGACCUGUUAGGAGACUUGGAAGUUUCACAACCUGCGCCUUCCACGCAAAGCAAAGCGAUCAAGGACGUAAAUGCGAGACCUAAACUAACGACAAGGAAGAGCCCCGUCGGAGGGUUUGGUGUUGCUUCCAAGGCCAAACCGCCAAAAGCUGCGCCUGUGCCAACAUCACAAUCUGAGGACGAUAGCUGGGACAUAUUCGAUGACUGGGAGGCUUCGAUACCCACCCCAGCUCCGAAGAAGUCUGAAGCGCCUAAGAGCACGCCAACCCCAACCAGCUCAGCGCCUGCACCUAUUCUAUCUCCCACCAUCGGCAAUAUAGCUCCUGAAGAACAACCACCCACCAACGUUCCACCACCCGGUGUCUUACUUUCGUUAUUUCCAUCGUUCUUCGCAGGUGCCCAGGAAAAGCUGUUCAAGCCCAUGGCUGCACAGACCCUUCCAAUGAGGAACAAGCUUCUUGCUGAGCCGGGUACGAUUGCCUACCUCCAAGGGUAUCUCAUGUUGGCGUCUGUUGCAGCACACAUUAUCGCAGGUCGAAAACUGCGCUGGAAGCGAGACCAGCAUCUCUCCCAAGGCAUGAGGAUUGGACCAGCGUCAUCUCGAGCUACAUCCGGGAUGAAGCUCACAGGCAUCGAUAAGGGCGAGAACCUGAAAGAAGAGAGGGAAGCUUCAGAUGUUGUGAGAGUAUGGAAGGAUCAGGUCGGGAGACUACGACAUGUGAUAUCUGGUGUCAAUCAGAUCAAGGCUGGUACUUUGGGUACAGCACCCGACUUGCAGGAAACCAUGCCUGUCAGAACGCUGAAACAAUCUGAAGGUGGUGUACCAGCGCGACAGCCGUGCAUGAUGUGUGGCUUGAAGAGAGACGAGAGGGUCACUGCAGUCGACAUGGCGGUUGAGGACAGCUUUGGGGAGUGGUGGAUUGAGCAAGUGAACAUGCAUCGAGGGUGCAGAAACUUUUGGAACGAACACAAGGACAAGCUUAGACAAUGA
This is a messenger RNA of Macroventuria anomochaeta, 1467 nucleotides long. RefSeq lists its product as uncharacterized. Lineage: Eukaryota; Fungi; Ascomycota; Dothideomycetes; Pleosporales; Didymellaceae. The record is from RefSeq and is a predicted model, not a curated record. Bases 1 to 1467 code for a protein of 488 amino acids. The transcript is spliced from 3 exons.